AUGACUGAAGGAAAGAAAUCUACACAAAGUGUGUGGAAGAGAAUAAAAACAACGCUUGGAAUGUUCACAGGAGCCAAGCAGAAAAAGGCGCCUGCAAAAGAAAAAGAUAGCUCAAGCGACAACGAGCUCGAGGAGGAAGCAGAGUACACAGACAGGCCAAAAGAAGACGAGUGGAUUAGCGCGAGCAAACAGAUCCCCAGCUCAGACAGAAAAAUGGCGAUGUACUCGCUGUUUGACAGGAUAGAGGAAAGGUUUCUAUCAGACUCCGAAAGAAUCGAACUAUUCAAGAAAGAUGCCACGAGCGAAAUGCUGGAGUGGUGGGCCCAGCUGACAGUUAAGCCUAUAAAAUGGGAGGAUCUAAAAAGCUGGCUCAUUGAAGACAUUGACAGCGUGGAGGUAAUCCAGAAGACACAGCAAACCGGCACAUCGCCUCCAAAGUUCUACUAG
Messenger RNA from Nematocida minor, 447 nucleotides. RefSeq lists its product as uncharacterized. Bases 1 to 447 code for a protein of 148 amino acids. The record is from RefSeq and is a predicted model, not a curated record. NCBI's taxonomy places the organism in Eukaryota, Fungi, Microsporidia. The transcript has a single exon.